AUGAACCAGUCUUCGACAAGCAACAUGAGGUUGCCCAGCUACAGGACUUCUCACUUACUUCGCUUCCACCCUUACCCGAGGGUAAAGUUAAGCCAACGCGAGAGCCUGAUGAACACUGUAGAUGAUCGCCUCAGUAAUUGGUACCACGUUGUUGAAGAGGACGACAAUGCUAGACCUGUGGUUCUCGACCUCUCCGACCUCCAUGAGGAGCAGCAUCCUAAUGUUGAGAAUCUGCAGGAAGUCAUUGAAGUCGCCGAAGUCGUCGAGGCCGACGCCAAACCUCGCAUCAGACGCCUCAGCUUGACCACUUUGCUCAUCGACCUUGCAGUGCUGGUGGUCAGAAAGCUGGCUUUGAAAGCCAGGUAGUUCGCCAUAGCCACACGGCGCCAGUAUUCGAUACUGAGAAAAUCAUAGUGAUCCUUAACAAGCUGGUACCAGUCUACUAAUUCCGGUUAUGCUGUCGGUUAUCUU
Suillus plorans is the source of this 471-nucleotide messenger RNA. RefSeq lists its product as uncharacterized. The record is from RefSeq and is a predicted model, not a curated record. The transcript has 4 exons. The coding region runs from base 1 to 366 and encodes 121 amino acids. Lineage: Eukaryota; Fungi; Basidiomycota; Agaricomycetes; Boletales; Suillaceae.